AUGGACUCGUAUACCGAAGAGGACGACUCACAGAACAACAACCUGAUUGUAAACUACCUACCGCCCAGUAUGACCGAAGACGAGAUCUCGAAACUGUUCAGUUCUGUUGGCGAAGUUUGUGAGUGCAAGUUGAUUCGAGAUAAAUUAAGCAAGCACAGUAUGGGCUACGCAUUCGUGAAUUUCAAGUCUCCUGAUGAUGCCAAGAAAGCAAUUGGAACACUAGACAAGUUGAGACUACAAGAUAAAACCAUUAAAGUGAGCUACGCGAGACCCUCGUCUUCUGAUAUCAAGAAUGCCAACUUGUAUGUGAGUGGCUUGCCCGAAACGAUGUCUAUAGACGAACUCGAAGCGAUGUUUAGCAGUUUUGGUGUGAUUAUAACAUCAAAAAUCCUCACUCAUCCGGACGGUAAAAGUCGUGGGGCGGGUUUUAUUCGUUUUGAUAAGCAUACUCAAGCUGAAAUUGCCAUAAGAAAUCUAAACGGUACGAUUCCUGAAGGCGCUCUAAAGCAAAUCACGGUUAAAUUUGCUAACCCGCCACAUUUCAACAAACAAAAGCGAAUGCCUGAAAGUCAGUUGACGAGUCCCAAUGGUGAUAAUGCUAUGGUCAAUGGUCGAGGUCGAGGCUAUGGUAAUAGUAAUGUUGGUCCAGUGUUUCCACAAGGAACUAGCUAUAGAUAUUCCCCUAUGAAUCCUGUUCCCAGCGCACCCAUGUCUAUGAGUAUGGCAUCAACCAAUCACAGUACCUCGUUCAAUGGUACAACAUGGUGCAUUUUUGUGUAUAACUUACCCCCGGACUCGGAUGAGAAAAUUCUGUACGAGCUGUUUGCACCUUAUGGUGCGAUCCUUAAUACCAAGGUUGUCCGAGAUCCAGAGGGAAAACCGAAAGGGUUUGGGUUUGUAAACAUGCCUGAUUAUCAAGCAGCUUUCACAGCCAUUUGUGGUUUGAAUGGCAAGCCAAUGCCGCAUGGAAAAACACUCCAAGUUUCCUUUAAAGCACCAAGGAAUAAGUAA
Messenger RNA from Paramuricea clavata, 1011 nucleotides. The record is from the annotation of a GenBank genome assembly. Lineage: Eukaryota; Metazoa; Cnidaria; Anthozoa; Malacalcyonacea; Plexauridae.